UGGUUCUAUCGGCAGCCGCAUGCUUGCAUUGUCCAUCCCUAGGCCCAGCUGAUUUGGCGGCAACUAGUUUCGUGCCCAAAAGAAAAUAAUGUUUAUUUAAAUACGGCGUAAUUGCGACCACGGCCCAAAAAUGACACAGGAAAGCGCUGUUUACAAGGCGCUGAAGGAGCACUUCGGGCAUUCUAAAUUCAAAUCGGAGCUGCAACAGAAGGCUGUCGAAUGCGCAGUCAAAAAGAAACAGGAUGUGUACGUUUCGAUGCCGACGGGAUCGGGCAAGUCCCUCUGCUUCCAGCUGCCCGGCUUGAUGUGCGAGAACCAAAUAACAAUCGUGUUUUCCCCCCUGCUGGCUUUGAUCAAAGAUCAAAUCGACCACCUAACGAAACUGAAAGUGCCGGCGGACUCCCUGAACUCCAAGAUGAGCACCAAGGAGCGGGAUCGCGUGAUCAUGGAUCUGCGUGCUGUGAAGACGACCCUGCGGUUUCUGUACAUCACCCCGGAACAGGCGGCCACCAAAUUCUUCCAGGAACUGCUUCACACUCUUCACAAACACAAAAAGCUGGCCUACUUUGCAGUUGAUGAGGCGCAUUGCGUUAGCCAGUGGGGUCAUGACUUCCGACCCGAUUACCUGAAGCUGGGGGAACUCCGAUCCAAGUAUCCGGACAUCACCUGGCUGGCUUUGACGGCUACAGCCUCCAAGGAAGUCCGGGAGGAUAUAUACAAGCAGCUGCGCCUGAAACAGCCAGUCGCUCAGUUUACUACGCCCAGCUUUAGGAAGAACCUCUUCUACGACAUAGUCUACAAGAACUCGAUAGAGGACGACUUUCAGCAUCUGGCGGACUUUGCCAGGCAUUGUUUCGGCGAUCCGAAGGAGUUCAAGGAGCAGUCCAAGCCUCAAAGAGGAUGUGGCAUAGUCUACUGUCGGACCCGCGAGCAAGUGGAGCGCAUGGCCAUCGGUGUCACCAAGCAGGGAAUCGCAGCGGUGGCCUACCAUGCUGGUCUAAAGACUGCGGAAAGGACAGAAGUCCAGGAAGCCUGGAUGCGGGGCGAUAAGCCCAUCAUCUGUGCCACCAACAGCUUUGGAAUGGGUGUGGACAAGGCCACAGUGCGCUUCGUUAUCCACUGGGAUGUGCCUCAAAAUGUUGCUGCCUACUACCAGGAAUCCGGUCGCGCUGGUCGCGAUGGUCUUCCAUCCUUUUGCAGAUUGUACUACGGGCGAGAGGAUGUCCGGAGCAUUCGGUUUCUGCUUCAGAACGAUGCCCAGAGAGCCAGGGGUCGUGGCGACAAGGAGAUGCUUACGGAACGGGCUCUGAAGCAGUUCGAAAAGAUUACGGAGUUUUGCGAGCGGACGACUUGCAGACAUAAGCUUUUUUCGGACUUCUUUGGAGAUCCGCCGCCGCAAUGCAACAGCCAGUGCGAUGUUUGCAAGCGCCCGAAGAAAGCAGAGAAGGCUCUGGAGAUGUUCCACCGCUUGUGCAUGGAUGACACCUUCAAGUCGCACAUUUCGCUACAAGACUGCGCCGAUCUUUACGAAGGUGGUCGGGUUGGUGCCAAACGGGCUGCACAGGAUUAUGCCGAUGGGGACUCUGGCUCCGAUGGAGACUCCGGCUCGAGUCACUCGAACAUGGCCAAGAAAGCUAAGAGAGAGGCAGAGGACUUUAUACGCCAGCAGUUCAAGCUGCGUAAACAAAUUAGCGCUGCUCGCCAGCUGGAACAGGAUACUGCCACCCAAAUAUCCCGCGUCCGGCAGGCAGAGGCCACUGAGACGAAGAUCGCUGGUCUGCAGUCGACUCAGAGGGAGAAGUACCUCACGGCCAUCAUCGAUGCGCUCAAGGCUAAUGUGGAGAAGUGUAAGGACGAGCCAGAACAGCAGCCAAGAAGUGUGCUGAAGUACAAUGACUACGAGGCCAUGGCGGUGGAUAUGGAGUACGACGUGUUCCGCCAACAAAAGGUGGCCAAUAUGUACCGACAUGCACUGGUUAAACAGAUUUCUAUUAUUAAGCAACUCACUGGCAAGACUCAGUUGAUGCCUCUAUUAGCCGACUACGUUCCCAAGCCGGAGACGAGUUCUAAGGGCGCCUGGACCGGUGGAAGUGUGGCCUAUUUUGAGCGCAAACUGAAAGAGUUGGAGGAGCAGCGACCCCAGAGCCUUAAAGAAACACCAAAGGCUCUGAAAGAACGAAAGGGUUUCAAGCAGGAGAGUAGCAAGCAGACCUCCAUUUCUUCCUUUUUCAAAAAAGAGAUAAAAGAUGAGCCAAUGGAUGAAGCUGCGGAAGAGUCUCCCACAAUUAAACAAGAGCCAGAAGAACUCGAAAAUGUAGUAGACGAUAAACAAAAUGAAGAACCUUCUUCGAAUCAAAUAAAAGAUGAACCCAUGGAUACCCAAGAGAGUCCCCAGUCUGACCUCGAUGCCCUUCCCGACAGCAUAGUUGGCGAAAGAAAAUACAAGCUACUGUCGAAUGAUGAUGGCACCUAUGACACUCAUCGACGGAAAAGGGUUUCCCACCAACACCAACCCAAAGAAAAGGAAUCCUCGAAGACAAAAGCAAGUCUUCAGCAGCUUUUUGGAUCUUUCAAAAGCGAGUCGGAAGAAGAAAUGGAAGUGCCUUCUCUUGGCUUCAAAAGUGCAUUGGAAAUAUUGGAGGAAAAGAAGGAGAAGUCAAGCAAUAAACCUGAAACCCUUGGCUUUAUGACAGCCAGGGAAAUGUUGGACAAAAAUAAAUCUAAAGAAAAGGACAAAAAGUCUGAGCCUUUGGGAUUUAUUUCUGCUAAAGAACUUUUGGAAAAAAGCAAAGCCAAGGAGGAGAAUAAGCAAGUAACUUCGGACACUGACAGGGAAAGCGAAAAAAAUAAAUCUAAAGAUUCGAGUUUAGACAAAAAAGAGGAGAGGGAUAAUAAGCUAGGAUUAGACGACCAGAAAAAGGAAUCUGUGGGAAAGGAAGAAAGCGAGAGCAAAUCUCGGAAAGAAGUGCCAAAAGAGUCAAGCUCUGAGAAACAAAAGGAGAAGGACGUGAAACUGAAUAGAGAAAAGUCAAAGGACUCGGAGAAACCAAAAUCAGAGCUCGAAAAGGGAAAGCAGACAACCUCAAAAGACUUAGCAUCAGAAAAGAAAGAUGGCAAAGAUGUGGACUCGAAAAAAAGCUCCCGAAAGGAGUCUAAGCCAGAGAAGAAUCAGCAGAAGAGCGACGUCAGUAAAAACGUGGUUCAGUGGCUGAAUCCCUACUACAAACGGAAGAUAGCCACCAAGGAGCUGUUCAAGGCUCUGGCCAAAUUGCUGACUCAGCGGAUAUGUGAUGGCAUUUUGGGUGACGGCGAUGCAGGAAAGUGUUAUAUUAAGGAGACUUUUCACGGCCUCCAGAUGAUCAAAAACGAUCAGGACAUUGAGAAGUACUUCAUCAAGUCCAAGUGACUGCCGACCAGGACUCUUAUCCCACACAAUCACAACGAAACGUUUCGCCUUGAAGCAACUUUGUUAAAAAUUAAAGAAUCUUUUUUUUUUCGUUAAUGUUUCACUUUUGUAUAUAAUAAGUAAAUUAUCAAUAAUACAUUAAGAAAAUAUGACAUA
This is a messenger RNA of Drosophila ananassae, 3562 nucleotides long. RefSeq names its product ATP-dependent DNA helicase Q5 (gene RecQ5). The coding region runs from base 131 to 3406 and encodes 1091 amino acids. Gene Ontology annotation, molecular function: nucleic acid binding; four-way junction helicase activity; ATP binding. Gene Ontology annotation, cellular component: chromosome; cytoplasm. The record is from RefSeq and is a predicted model, not a curated record. The transcript is spliced from 5 exons. NCBI's taxonomy places the organism in Eukaryota, Metazoa, Arthropoda, Insecta, Diptera, Drosophilidae. Gene Ontology annotation, biological process: double-strand break repair via homologous recombination.